GUCUUGCAGCAGGAGAGAUCAACUUGGCCCAUUUCAGAUGAGCGAUGAGAGCUGGCUUACAGCUGCCCUGCAAAACCCACUGGCGGUGGGACAGUAUGUCAACAACUGCUCACAUGAAAAAGCAGCCAACGUGUGUUAUCAAGAAUUUGAUGUGCCGGGAUAUUUUCCAGUAGAACUGAAACAGUAUCUUCCAAACAUCGUCUACAGCCAUGACAUAGAGAGCCACCCAAGGUGUGUAGUGCUUGUCACUCUCAGAGACAUCACACAAGGGGAAGAACUUUUUUCUAAUUAUUACACCAUUGUCAACUGA
Molecule: messenger RNA, 310 nt
Organism: Phaethon lepturus (White-tailed tropicbird)
Lineage: Eukaryota; Metazoa; Chordata; Aves; Phaethontiformes; Phaethontidae
Product: SET domain-containing protein 9-like
Exons: 3
Source: RefSeq, a predicted model, not a curated record